Molecule: messenger RNA, 786 nt
Organism: Cryphonectria parasitica EP155
Lineage: Eukaryota; Fungi; Ascomycota; Sordariomycetes; Diaporthales; Cryphonectriaceae
Exons: 3
Coding region: 238-564 (108 amino acids)
Source: RefSeq, a predicted model, not a curated record
GAGAGUCCUCGCUCGGGUGAAGGGCAAAGGACGCACGGCACCGUGCACACGAGAGCAAGAUUCGACUAUAAAGAGGAAGAGAACAUCUCCUCUCAUGAAGUGUAUCUCUGUUUUCGAGCAUCUCACUUCGAGACAGAUUCACAGAGCACCACCCUGGCUGAACUACCUCCAAAGACUCAUCUUUUCCCUCCAUUUCCCCAGUUUCCUCCAACCAAUUCCAUCGCAACCAAUCCAAACAUGUCUUCUCCAACCAAGACCACCCCAGCGGCCGUUGAGAAGACCGGACCUCAGGCGCCUCUGAACAGUGGUCCUCUGAACAGUGCUCCUCGCUUCGGUGAGGAGCCUCGGGAUUCCAAGUUGGUUCCGCAGGUUCCGAACCAUCUCCCCAUGCCUGGUCUCUCUGGCCAUGCCAAUAGCUCCGUUGGUAACCUCCUCAAGGGACCAGUCGAUCACGAAGGCAACCUUAAGGAUGCGUCACUUACGGUUGGAAUUAAACUUGACCUCGAGGCCGAAGUCCACCUCACGGCCAGAGUCAGGGGCGAUAUCCUUGUUGGCCUUUAUUAACGGGUCCAAGCGGCGAGACCUGUUGGUUUCGGAUGAUGUUCAUCUCGGAAUAUGGUCUACAUGUCAUGGCUUCUUAGCAAGGAUCGGAGAGACUGCAAUAGCUUUUCUUACUUUAACUUGGGAUAUUUGUGUAUUGGGCCCUGCAGGCUUCGCUCUUGGCUCGAUCACUUUGUCCCUGGCUACGCUCAUUUAAUCUAGCAAAUAUACGUACUGUUGCAGCUC